AUGUCUUCUGAAACUUUUGAAUUUCAAGCUGAAAUCACUCAGUUGAUGAGUUUGAUCAUCAACACAGUCUAUUCUAACAAGGAAAUUUUCUUGAGAGAAUUGAUUUCUAAUGCUUCAGAUGCUUUGGAUAAGAUUAGAUACCAAGCUUUGUCUGAUCCAAAACAGUUAGAAACUGAACCUGAGCUAUUUAUCAGAAUCACUCCUAGGCCAGAAGAAAAGGUUUUGGAGAUCAGAGAUUCAGGUAUCGGUAUGACCAAGGCUGAGUUGAUCAACAACUUGGGUACUAUCGCCAAGUCUGGUACUAAGGCAUUCAUGGAAGCUCUAUCUGCUGGUGCCGAUGUUUCUAUGAUUGGUCAAUUCGGUGUUGGUUUCUACUCUCUGUUCUUGGUUGCAGACAGAGUUCAAGUUAUCUCUAAACACAACGACGACGAGCAAUACAUCUGGGAGUCCAACGCUGGUGGUUCUUUCACAGUUACUCUAGAUGAGACUAAUGAAAGACUAGGUAGAGGAUCUGUAUUGAGAUUGUUCUUGAAAGACGAUCAAUUAGAAUACUUGGAAGAGAAGAAGAUUAAAGAAGUUGUCAAGAAACACUCUGAAUUUGUUGCUUAUCCAAUCCAGCUAUUGGUCACUAAGGAAGUUGAGAAGGACGUUCCAUUGACUGAAGAAGAACAAAAGAAGGAUGAAGAGGAAAAGAAGGAUGAAGAAGAAGCUGAUGACAAGAAACCAAAAUUAGAAGAAGUUAAGGAAGAUGAAGAAGAAGGUGAAAAGAAGGAAAAGACUAAGAAGGUUAAGGAAGAAGUUCAAGAACUUGAAGAAUUGAACAAAACUAAGCCUCUUUGGACCAGAAAUCCUUCUGAGAUUUCUCAAGAUGAAUACAAUGCUUUCUAUAAGUCUAUUUCCAACGAUUGGGAAGACCCAUUGUAUGUUAAGCAUUUCUCUGUCGAAGGUCAAUUAGAAUUCAGAGCAAUUCUAUUCAUUCCAAAGAGAGCUCCAUUUGAUCUAUUCGAGAGUAAGAAGAAGAAGAACAAUAUCAAAUUAUACGUUCGUCGUGUCUUCAUUACUGAUGAAGCUGAAGAAUUGAUUCCAGAAUGGUUAUCAUUCGUUAGGGGUGUUGUCGAUUCUGAAGAUUUACCAUUGAACUUGUCAAGAGAAAUGUUACAACAAAAUAAGAUUAUGAAAGUUAUUAGAAAGAACAUUGUCAAGAAGUUAAUUGAGGCUUUCAAUGAGAUCGCUGAAGACUCUGAACAAUUUGAUAAAUUCUACAGCGCUUUUGCAAAGAACAUCAAGUUGGGUAUUCACGAAGACACUCAAAACAGAAAUGCUUUGGCCAAAUUGUUACGUUACAACUCUACUAAAUCUGUCGAUGAAUUGACUUCUCUAACUGAUUACGUCACUAAAAUGCCAGAACAUCAAAAAAAUAUUUACUACAUUACAGGUGAAUCUAUGAAGGCUGUUGAAAAAUCUCCAUUUUUGGAUGCUUUGAAAGCAAAGAACUUUGAAGUAUUAUAUUUGGUUGAUCCAAUUGAUGAAUAUGCAUUCACACAAAUGAAGGAAUUCGAAAGCAAGCCAUUGGUUGAUAUUACCAAGGAUUUCGAAUUAGAAGAAUCUGAUGAAGAAAAAGCUGAAAGAGAAAAGGAAAUCAAAGAAUUCGAACCAUUGACCAAAGCAUUGAAAGAAAUUUUGGGUGAACAAGUCGAAAAAGUUAUUGUUUCUCAAAACCUAAUCGAUGCACCAGCUGCUAUUAGAACUGGUCAAUUCGGUUGGUCUGCCAACAUGGAAAGAAUCAUGAAAGCUCAAGCUCUAAGAGAUUCAUCUAUGUCAUCAUACAUGUCUUCUAAGAAGAUUCUUGAGAUUUCUGCGAAAUCUCCAAUCAUUAAAGAAUUGAAGAAAAGAGUUGACGAAGGUGGUGCUCAAGAUAGAACCGUUAAAGACUUAACUAAUCUAUUAUUCGAAACUGCUUUGUUGACAUCCGGUUUCAGUUUGGAAGAGCCAUCUUCUUUCGCAUCAAGAAUUAACAGAUUGAUCUCUUUGGGUCUAAAUAUUGACGAAGAUGAAGAACCUGAAGCUGAAACCCCAGCUGCUACCGACGCCGAUGCUUCUGAUGCUAAAGUAGAGGAAGUUCCAGCUGAUACCGAAAUGGAAGAAGUUGAUUAA
Messenger RNA from Zygotorulaspora mrakii, 2154 nucleotides. It is a transcript of the gene HSP82, whose product is annotated as Hsp90 family chaperone HSP82. NCBI's taxonomy places the organism in Eukaryota, Fungi, Ascomycota, Saccharomycetes, Saccharomycetales, Saccharomycetaceae. The record is from RefSeq and is a predicted model, not a curated record. The transcript has a single exon. Gene Ontology annotation, biological process: cellular response to heat; protein stabilization; protein folding. Gene Ontology annotation, cellular component: plasma membrane; protein-containing complex; cytosol. The coding region runs from base 1 to 2154 and encodes 717 amino acids. Gene Ontology annotation, molecular function: ATP hydrolysis activity; ATP binding; ATP-dependent protein folding chaperone.